This is a messenger RNA of Hipposideros armiger (great roundleaf bat), 1917 nucleotides long. Its product is annotated as HLA class II histocompatibility antigen, DM beta chain. Bases 100 to 891 code for a protein of 263 amino acids. Gene Ontology annotation, cellular component: membrane; MHC class II protein complex. The record is from RefSeq and is a predicted model, not a curated record. Gene Ontology annotation, biological process: immune response; antigen processing and presentation. NCBI's taxonomy places the organism in Eukaryota, Metazoa, Chordata, Mammalia, Chiroptera, Hipposideridae. The transcript is spliced from 7 exons.
AUCUACCCAGGCUGGGGUUUCUGGAGCAGUCAAGGACUCAAGGCCCCUGGAAGAGCUGGUCCAGGGGACCGAGUUCCCUGUGUCUUCCCAGAGCAGAUCAUGACCACACUCCUGCAGCUGCUGCUAGUCCUUAGCCUGGGCUGCACCGGAGCAGGGGGCUUUGUGGCCCAUGUGGAAAGCACCUGUCUGUUGGAUGACAAUGGGACGCCACAGGAUUUCACGUAUUGUGUUUCCUUCAACAAAGAUCUGCUGACUUGCUGGGAUCCAAAGGAGGGCCAAAUGGCCCCUUGUGAAUUUGGGACACUGAAUAUGUUGGCCACCUACCUGUCAGACUACCUCAACAAGCAGAAAGGCCUGCUCCAGCGCUUAUCUGAGGGGCUCCAGGACUGUGCCACACACACAAAGCCCUUCUGGGGAUCACUGACCCACAGGACGCGGCCACCAUCUGUGCAAGUAGCCAAAACCACUCCUUUUAACACGAGGGAGCCCGUGAUGCUGGCCUGCUAUGUGUCGGGCUUCUAUCCAGCAGAUGUGACCAUCACAUGGAGGAAGAACGGGCAGCUUGUGCCCCCUCAUGGCAGUGCCCACAAGAUUGCCCAGCCCAAUGGAGACUGGACGUACCAGACCCUCUCCCAUUUAGCCACAACCCCCUCUUUCUGGGAUACCUACACCUGUGUGGUGGAGCACAUUGGGUCUCCAGAGCCCAUCCGUCAAGACUGGACACCUGGGCUGUCCCCGGCACAGACAGCGAAGGUCUCUGUGUCUGCAGUGACUCUGGGCCUGGGCCUCAUCAUCUUCUCUCUUGGUUUGCUCCGCUGUCGGAGAGCUGGCUCCUCUGGCUAUACUUCCCUCCCUGGGGCCAAUUAUCCAGAAGGUCGGCACAUUUCCUAGAGGCAGGAUUCUACAACUUCCAUGCCAAUAACCCCAUACGAAAAAGAUUGUCUCCCUCCAUGUCACAGACGAAGAAAGUGAGGUUCAGAGAGGUUAAAUAACUUGUCUAAGGUCAAAGGACAAAUUCUUUAUGGGAUGUUUGUCUACCUGACUGGAAGCGACUGGACUGCUUUAUUUUGAGGACCCUCGUGCUGGAGAACACACCACUAUUCACAGCCAUCUUCCAGUCCUUCUACCCAAAACCCAAGGGGCAUUCACUGUUGGGGUCUAGAUUUCAAACUGUAAAAGCGAGGUGCUGUUUGUUUCCAGUGAAAGGCGACACCUGCUGGACACAGAAAGCUGGGCUGUGGAACUGUUUUUGGAAUUAGAGUUGGAUACUGGACUUCAGGCAAAGAAAAGAAACCAGGAAUGUAGACAAGUACUGGGGGAGCUUAGCCUAACAAGAAUUGUGGAGGGAGGACAAGGGUUAGGAGACAUAUUUGUGUGGGGGUAUCUAUGCAGGAACACAUACGAUCGGAAUCUGAUGAGCUGGGGGGAGGGCGCAGAACACUGUGGAAUCUUCCUGUGUGAUGCUAUCCAUGGUUGUGAGAGGGGUGGUCAUGGGAGCUAGAAUGCUUCAUCCUUGGACAGAUUCUAUGCUGAUGGGGGCCUGGAUAAGAGUGGGGGUAGCGCAGUUCAUACGACUUGAUGUCCAAAGUAGGUGCUCAGUGUUUGCCCCAUAAGUGAAUUGAUCUCCACAUCCAUGGUUUCACCAGAAGGAUCCUUGUGAUCAGGGCAUCUCCUCUGGAAGGAGUUUACUGAAGAAGUCAGUGAGAGGGGAAAGUGCUCAUGAAUUCAAAAUAGUUAUUCUCUGAGCAAGGCCAAAAAAGGGAGGAAGAGAAAGAGUGCUGUAUGUUGUGCUAAUCAGUAAAUGUAGGCUGAGAAAUUAAUCUGUAUACAUUUUAUCAGUUUUAUGUUUCAUGUUUAUAAAAUUUUUGUAUACCAUUUAAUUAGCUUGUGCAUCAUAUAAAUAACUUUCCACCUCUG